Molecule: messenger RNA, 3174 nt
Organism: Cervus elaphus (red deer)
Lineage: Eukaryota; Metazoa; Chordata; Mammalia; Artiodactyla; Cervidae
Gene: GYS2
Product: glycogen synthase 2
Exons: 16
Coding region: 315-2423 (702 amino acids)
Biological process (GO): glycogen biosynthetic process
Cellular component (GO): cytoplasm
Molecular function (GO): alpha-1,4-glucan glucosyltransferase (UDP-glucose donor) activity
Source: RefSeq, a predicted model, not a curated record
AGAGUGUUUACCUAAGCCCUAAGCUGGUGGGUUUUACUUGUGAUUGCUCUGGGUUAUUUGGGUAGAUAUUGAUCAGAGAUAGUGUCCUCACUGGACCUCCCCAGAAAGAGUGUAAAAGGAGCUGAGAAUUCCGCCUUCCAUUGGGAAUUCUCUGGGAAGUCCGAGAGAUUUAUUUCUGCUGGUUUACUUCAUAUGAGAAGCUACCAAAGUCUGCCAUCUCCCAGCUCUGAACCUCUGCGUCCCUAACACGCAUCACUCCUAGGCUAACCGUUCUCCGAGAGAGAGACCAGAAGUGCCGGAAAACUGAAGGAAGAAUGCUUCGAGGUCGAUCGCUAUCUGUGACAUCCCUAGGUGGGCUGCCUCGGUGGGAAGCCGGACUUCCUGUGGAGAAUUUACUGCUCUUUGAAGUCUCUUGGGAAGUGACCAAUAAAGUCGGUGGCAUCUAUACUGUGAUUCAGACAAAGGCCAAAACUACAGCAGAUGAAUGGGGAGACAACUAUUUUCUGAUGGGUCCAUAUUUUGAGCAUAAUAUGAAGACUCAGGUGGAACAGUGUGAACCUGUGAAUGAUGCCGUUAGAAGAGCCAUGGACACGAUGAACAAACAUGGCUGCCAGGUGCGCUUUGGAAGAUGGCUGAUAGAAGGGAGUCCUUACGUGGUUCUCUUUGACAUUGGCUAUUCGGCUUGGAACCUGGACAAGUGGAAAGGAGACCUCUGGGAAGCAUGCAACGUUGGCAUUCCUUAUCACGACCAGGAAGCCAACGAUAUGCUGAUCUUUGGGUCAUUAACUGCCUGGUUCUUGAAAGAGGUGACGGACCAUGCCGAAGGGAGACACGUCAUUGUCCAUUUCCAUGAAUGGCAGGCUGGGAUUGGACUGAUCCUUUCUCGAGCUCGGAAACUGCCCAUUGCUACAGUCUUUACCACCCACGCCACACUGCUUGGGCGGUAUCUCUGUGCAGCUAACAUCGAUUUCUACAACCAGCUUGAUAAGUUUAACAUAGACAAAGAGGCUGGGGAAAGGCAGAUUUAUCACCGGUAUUGCAUGGAGCGCGCUUCCGUCCAUUGUGCUCAUGUUUUCACCACAGUUUCUGAAAUUACAGCCAUAGAGGCAGAACACAUGCUGAAGAGAAAACCUGAUGUAGUUACUCCAAAUGGCUUGAAUGUUAAGAAAUUUUCAGCUGUACAUGAGUUUCAAAAUCUCCAUGCUAUGUACAAGGCCAGGAUCCAAGAAUUUGUUCGAGGUCACUUCUAUGGUCAUCUGGACUUUGAUCUUGAAAAAACAUUGUUCCUCUUCAUUGCUGGGAGGUAUGAGUUUUCAAACAAAGGAGCUGACAUCUUCUUAGAAUCCUUAUCCAGAUUAAAUUUCCUGCUGAGGAUGCAUAAAAGUGACGUCACCGUGGUGGUGUUUUUCAUUAUGCCUGCCAAGACAAAUAAUUUCAAUGUGGAAACCCUGAAAGGCCAGGCAGUACGCAAACAGCUAUGGGACACUGCACAUUCUGUGAAGGAAAAGUUUGGAAAGAAACUGUAUGAUGCGCUAUUAAGAGGAGAAAUUCCUGACAUGAACAAUAUCUUGGAUCGAGAUGAUCUGACAAUUAUGAAAAGAGCUAUCUUUUCAACUCAGCGGCAGUCUUUGCCCCCGGUGACCACUCACAACAUGAUUGAUGAUUCCACCGAUCCCAUCCUCAGCACCAUUAGACGUAUCGGGCUCUUCAAUAGCCGCACAGACAGAGUCAAGUUGAUUUUGCACCCAGAGUUCCUGUCCUCCACCAGCCCCUUGCUACCCAUGGAUUACGAAGAGUUUGUCCGAGGUUGUCAUCUUGGAGUAUUUCCAUCAUACUAUGAACCCUGGGGUUAUACUCCAGCUGAAUGCACUGUGAUGGGCAUCCCCAGUGUGACCACCAAUCUCUCUGGCUUUGGCUGUUUCAUGCAGGAGCAUGUGGCUGACCCCACUGCAUACGGAAUUUACAUCGUUGACAGGCGGUUCUGCUCCCCUGAUGAUUCUUGCAAUCAGCUGACUCAGUUUCUCUAUGGAUUUUGCAAACAGUCACGCCGCCAGAGGAUUAUUCAAAGGAAUCGCACCGAGAGGCUCUCAGAUCUUCUGGACUGGAGAUACUUAGGCAGAUAUUACCAGCAUGCCAGGCUCCUGACAUUAAGCAGAGCCUUUCCAGAAAAAUUCCACAUGGAACCCACAUCGCCACCAACGACAGAAGGGUUUAAGUAUCCCAGGCCCUCCUCGGUACCACCGUCGCCUUCGGGAUCUCAGGCCUCCAGUCCUCAGAGCAGCGAUGCGGAGGAUGACAAUGAGGAUGAGAGAUACGACGAGGAAAAAGAGGCCGAAAGGGAUCGGUUAAAUAUCAAGUCGCCGUUUUCUCCGAGUCACGUUCCUCGGGGGAAGAAGAAGCAGCACGGAGAAUACAAGAACUGAAUUCCGCUCUGGUCCAACAGGCUAACUUAGUGAGCAUGCAGUAAGAAUGAUUAUUGAUAGAAAUGGAAACGCCACACGUUUCACUCUCUUCCUCUCAGUGUUACAAUGGGAUUUAUUCUCUGCCUAAAAAGUGGAGGAGGUUAAGUGAAUGGCAAUUUGGUAAUUUAUAAUGAAAUCCCAGUUAUUUUCCCCAAUUCCUUUUCUCCAGUCAAUGUAGGUCAUGAGAAACAUGACCUAAUUAUAGGAAGAAGACUGGAAGUGUUUUUAAAAACGGUUAUUUUAAGCAGUAAGAAUUUUCAUUUCCUAAUGUCGAUUUUUUAAUUAUCAUCAUCAUAACCCUUUGCUUAGUGUUUAUACAACUUCUAUACCUACUAAACAAGUCUGCCAUCCCUCCCCCAAAGGAUCCUGACCUUAGCCUUGAAUGUGUUCUACGUUUAUAUUUUAAAUAAUUUGGCCUUUAGUGAUUACUUUUAUUUUUCACAUGAAUCAGAACCAUGAAUUUAAGCUUACUUUUGCAUCAAAUUCCAUAAGACACUAGCUAUCCAAAAUCCGGAUCUCGCUAUGUUAAUGCGUAUGUACAAGGUCACUUCUCAAAUUAAUGGUGGGAAGAUGUUAUCUGUACUGUGCCACCUGACUAUAUCAGUUUUUUCUAUUGUGUAAAAGGAAACUCUUUUUGAAAACUUGGUUAGUCUUUCAUAGGGGAUAAAUUGUUAAAUCCAUGUGAAUAAAUAUAUCAAUAUUUAAAGUUUAA